AGACAAUCCCAGAGAACAGUCCUGUCCAACGAAUCGAAGGCAGCCCUGAUGUCAAGAAACACUACGAUUGCUGGCCUUUGAUAAGUAUGGCGGUGUUCUAACAUUUGGCAGAGGGUGAAGAUAUGAUCAAUACAUACUUGGCCGGAACGAAAACCAGCCUGCUCCCCGCGAGUCAAUCUUUCUCGGGUUUUGAACAACCUACGAAGUAUGACGGAAGCCAAUAGCUUGGACGCAAUCGGAAGUAGACUUAUCCCCCGAUAGUUGUUACAGGAACGACGUGAACCCUUUUUAAAGAUAGGGACAACUAUCGACUCAUUCCAUGACGUUGGUACACUCUCUAGUUCCCAGAUUUUGUAAACAACACAGUCAGUUCCUUAGUCAGAAAGUCACCACCAUCUUUAAACAGGGCCGGAGGUAAGUCAUCUGGGCCAGGUGAUUUGUAGCGCUUCAAGAGUUGGAGUUCCUUGCGGACUUCCUCCUCGUUUGGUGGAUCAGCGGCCAUGGAGGGCAGGACAGUCUGACCGAUGUUGCCGGAGCAGCAGGCUAGUUGAUCUGCCCAUCGUCCAAGACGUCGGUGGAUGUUAGUGAUUGGCAUCCCAUCAUCCUCGCAGAUUGUUUCACUCACACCAGACUUCUUGCUGCCAGUGGCUCGGAUGAGUUGGAAGAGCUUCCGGUAAUUACCAGAUACAACUGCUGCUUCCAUCUCAUUAGUACGCAUCGACCACCAGGCUUCUCGGUCCUUACGCAAGCUUUGCCCAAUUUCCUUACGUAACAUCCUUCGUUUAUGGUCAAACUCACGGUCACCUGGAGUAGACCGACGGGCUUCAAUGAGUUGUAAGGAACCAGAAGAAACCCAGUGCUUAUAAGCGGGACGUUUCAUGAACCCACAACUGACUGUACCCGCCAUUUUCAUGGCGUCAUGCAAUUGCAACCAAUGCUCAUCUAUACUUUUCGGUGGAGUGGUAGCUAGCCUAGAGGCUAGCUCGGUUCGAUACUUACUUGCAACAGAAGUUGCAACCAGCUUGCUAACAUCAAUCCGUUGGUGGCGGUCACUUCGUUGGCCACUGAAAAGUAAGGUAAGACUGGCGCAGACCAGGGUAUGGUCAGAGUCCAGAUAGGUACUCCAAAAGGAGCGGCAGUCUUGUACACAACCACGCCAGCGGUAGCUGAUCGCGAUGUGAUCAAUCUGAGUCCAGGCUUGAGAUGCAGAGGAAGGACGCCAGGUGGCACAUCGGCGAUGACUGUGCCGAAAGUUAGUGCUAGCCAGAGACAGGUUGUGGUCUGUGCAAAGUUGCAGUAGACGGUCCCCGUUAUCUGUCCUGCGACCAACGAGUCCCCAUCGGCCACCUAAACGACUCUCUUCUGUGCCUAGACACCCGACCUGAGCAUUCACGUCUCAGGCUAGUACUACAAUAUCUGUCGAGCUCACUUUCUGGAGAAGAACGGAUAACUGGUGGAAAAACCCAUCCUUGAUUGCAUUCGGGCUACAAUCUUUCGGAGCAUAGGCGGAGAUGACGAAAAGACAUAGUUUCCCACGCCGAUUUCUUCUCACUUUGAUGGAACUCUCUCAUCUAACAGCACAUAACCGACUGUUAAUGGGGAUCCAAUCGAUUAGUGCUGCCUCAGCUCUAGCGCUUAGUGCGACACCAACGCCAGCAAGACCAGAUGAAGAUGCCACAGAGUCCCCGGAUAAGCGCACGUAAAACAAGAUUUUCGAAGCGAUAGAUGGAGAGUGAAUUUGUAGUACUUCACCAGAGUCUUGAAUACGGGUCUCAGAUAGACAACAAACAUCAAUAUUAAGACUUUCCAAAGACAUAGCCAGCCCUAUAUGUUGUCCAACCUGCAUAAGUGUGCGAACGUUGAAGGCAGCCAGUUUGAAUGGUGCACGUGGUUUCAGAAAAACUGCUUCAGUUCUCGUAUUCGGUGGUAACAUACAAUUUUCAACCGGACAGUGACUCGAGAACGUUUAGAUAGAGUCGAAUUUCCACCAAAGACGAGCCGCUGUAUGAGUAUAAAAGGGGGUGAAUAAUGUGGAAAAUAAUAAUAAUAAUAAUAAUGAUAAUAAUAAUAAUAAUGACAAUAAUUGUAAUGAUAAUAAUUUGAAUCAAUUGAUUGUUUUUCGAAGUGAGAAAAGUAAUUUCCAUAGACAUAAAGAGUUCAUCAUUUGUGUGUGGGCUGUGAUACUGCCCGGGUGCCCAGCCCAAACCCGGUGAUUAUCUUAGGGGGCCACACCCCGAGCCUUUGACCUAAAGGUCUAAUCCACAAGGCAGUGGAGCAUCGUAAGGAGAUGCAAUCCCAUGGUAGCCGGUGACCAACGAUUGGUUUAUACGCCAUUUGUUCCCGCAGGAUACUGGAGCCCAUGUGCACCAUUGGUUUGGGAUCCGAUUAAAGCGCCGGACAUUCGCUUUUCGUCCUCUCAUUUUCGUAAACAACACCCCUGCCACGAGAAGGCAAUGAGAAGGACUUCCCUGGCAGAGGCUGUAUACGCGCGGCCGUGUGAGAGUAUUUCGAGAGGGAGAGCGGGCUCUCCCCACUCUCGACCGUACCAGGGCAUUCGGGGGCACAUAUCUGUUUGGUGCCUCCUUGUACCAAUGUUUACGUGUUUAAAUAAAUAAAUAAAUAAAGAGUAUAUUGGAAUACAUUGUUUAAAAUAUGGGUGAUGGAAUUAUUGGGCCCCAGCUUAUAUGUAAGUCACUAUAAUCAUUAUCUUUUUCAGUGAAAAACACCAUAUACAAAUAAACUUUUAGCAGCUGAAAUCUAGGCUGUAUGAAACCACUAAUUCGUUUGAAGAUCUUAUACACGUUUUAGAAAUUAUUUAUUCAGGUGGUACUUCGUUGUUCGGGAUAUUAGAUCUCCAGAACUCACUUGGUAAAUGUCUUAUUUUCCUAAUUUUGUUCCGGAAAUUUAGAUUUCUUGUUUUCGUGCCAAAAGCGCCCACUUUCACAUUCAUAUCGUAGUUCCUACUUGGGAGAACCUUGAAUGUCAUUGACUCGUUGUCUCUGAGUCUUCGUUCCGUUCUCAGAUUUAAGUGAUAUUGUAAUCUCUUUAAUCAUAGCAUUCGUGAAGUUUCAUAUCAUCUUGUUUUUCAAAUAUUACUGCAAAAAGUAUAACAUUGGAGUAGUUUUAAAAUCAACCAGAUAUUUUGUAGUCAUGUUUGGAUCUUCAUUCAUUCAACAAUGGGUAAAAUCCUAAUGUGACUCAUAUUAUUCCAUCAACUUACCCAACUAAACUGACUUUAGAUGUUGAUUUUUAAUGAUAAUUGGGUAGUUUUGUACAUUGUUCUUCAAUUAUAGUGUUGGUUAUUGAAAUUUAAUUUACCUGUUUCUGUUUGAGUAGUUACAUUCUUUUAGAUCUAACAGUUUCCCGCUCUUUUUACUUCUAAGUUUCAGCUUGAGUUGCAUUUUUUUAGCCUCGAGGAUAUACAUCCCCUUCAUAUUCUCAAUAAAUUCAGUGGAGUUUUUUCCGCCUAAAGUUUGUUUUCCUAGCGUUUCGCUUCAUAAUUCAAAGGAUUUUUUAAUUUUUGUUGUGAAUAUUCCAUUGAUUUUAAACAAUAAUCUCCAUAGACCUGACAGUUUGAUUUCCACCUUUAUGUACUUCAAUAUUUCUAAUCACACAAAUUUGUUAUUAUGGAGUACGUUUCAAUUUCUUUUUAAUUGAAAAUUCUUUUAUAACAACGUACGUAAGGUUUUAGUUACACUUUACUGUUUGAUUUGAAUCAGCUUUAUAUACUGCAUACUAAAGUAUUUUGGUUAGUCCCAGGAUUUCAUUAGUUCAAAUGACACCAGUUAUAAUCUUUCCUUUAGCAACUUCACAACUACAUGUUUUAUUUUUGUACAUAUUUAUUGCAAGACUAUUUCUUUUCUUACAGGACGUCAUAAUAAAUCCGUACCAAAAUCUUCUGGAGGUGGAAGGGAUGUUAUCACUGCAGCACCUGUUCCAAUUGGAGCUGUCAAAAAACAUGGGUUUGGUUUGUCUCAACAACAACAGACACAAAAACGUCAGCCUUUAAAUCCACAAAGUGCUUCUCAUUCUCAGAAUCCUACUGUAAGAUCCAAAAGCCCAGCUGUUCGUAAUCAUUCUUCAUCAUCUAAUACCUCUUCUGCGUCAUCGGAAAGUCAUGGAACUCAAAAAAUGAAUAAAGAAUCCUCAGUUGCAAUGAAAGCUAGUUCAGAUAUGAACUAUCGUGGUUCUAUAAACAACACUUGUCGUGAUAACGAUAAAAGCUCAUUACAAGGAACACAGAAACGAAAUAUGAUAGAUGCAAACGGAGCUAAAAUUUCUGGUUCAAGUUGUACUUCAUCUAAUUCUGGUGCUGAAAGCGAACUUCGAGAAAGGGCUACGACAAUUGUUCAAGGCGUUUGCAAAUCAGUUAAUGCUUCCUCUUUGCAUCAUCAACAUUCUACUCCUCAGUCGGUCUUAGAAGCAAAACAGGAAUUUAAAGAGAAUGAUGAUCGUUCUUGUCUAGUAGUACCGGGGAAUAAUAAUGAACUCAUUCACUUCGAACAAACUAAUCUUCUCAAUGAAAAGUCAGAACUCAGUCGUAGUUUAACAACUAUUGAUAAGACAAACCAAAUGACUAACAAUUUGGAUAAAACUGCAAAUGUUCCAUCCCUUAAUCCACAAAUUAAAGUAUUACAUACAGUCCAAGGCACAGAAGCUCUCGCUUUACGUCUUGAAGCUCUGCGUUUACAGUCUGUGAACUCAACGACCAAACCAUCUUCAAAUCCUGAGGCAGCUGCAAACAUAAUUGUGGAUUCCAGUCAUCAAGGUUCAUGGGGCCGUGGUGUUCUAAAGGCAUUAGGUGGAUUCUUUGUACAAAGAUCUACAGAAGGACGUCCGGAUAAUCAGUCGUCCACCCGACUACUUAAUAAACCACGUGAAGUCAAGUUCCCUUGGAGUGUAUAUACUACAAGCACAAAAUCAGCAGAAGAACUCCUUCAGUCCAUCAUACAUGCCCUUGAAGUCACUCCUGGUUGUCGUUAUUCACAUGACCCUCACCUUCCUUUUCUAUUGCAGUGUUCCUGGGCAGCUGAUCGACCUGCUAUCAAAAAGUCUGAUUCGGAAGCUGCUUGUAAAGAUCAAGCUAACACAUCCUUUUCUGGACCCCUUGAGGUUCCAAGUCACGGUGGACUUUUACGUGGAGAUCCGGUACAUUGGGAAAUGGAAGUAUGUCAGUUACCACGCGUUCACCUGCGUGGUGUCCGACUGAAACGAAUACGUGGAUCAACACUACAUUUUCGCCCAAUCGCUGAUCUUGUUAUGAAGUCGUUGCGUUUGUGAUACCUUAUUAGAAAUCGUUGCAAUAAAUAUACAGAUAGCUCAUGGUAAACUAUCACUUAUAUUUCAGUAAUGUAACAUGAACAAAAAAUGGAAAAAUAACUUCAAACCUUAUAGAACCAGUUCAUUGGCUUUAUAUAUUUCAUUUAUUUUAUGCGUCCCGUUUUUACUAUACUGAUGUCAAACUUGGUAUGCAGUUUUAAUGACUGCUUCCCUACACCUGUUAUUUAAAAAAAUAUGCAAAAUGAGACUUCAUUUCAGAUUCAAUCACAAUCCCAUGUACAGUUUUAUCUACCGGUUCACAAAAUUUGAAACUCCAGUUCAUCAUUUGUGUUUUGUUUUGAAACAUUAAUUUACCAAUAAUUAUUUUCUGUUAUCCAUUCAGUCUAUCACAUUUUUUGUCGAUUUCUUUGCUUCUCUCUUUCUGAUAUUUUUACUAGAUUAACUCAUUCUUUUGCAAUUCUGUAAAAUUAUAGGUUGUUUGGAAUAUAUAUAUUUGCACAUAUAUAUUUGCUAUCACUAGUUAUUUUUAUUUCCCAUUGAUACACACUCUAUCGCUCACAAUAUAGCGCUCCUUCUCUUUACUGUAUUCUUAACUAUUUUCCUAUGUAAAUGUUUAGACGAUUAACUUUCAUCCCGUUCCGUAUAAAAACUUUCAAAUUAACGUAAUAAAUGAUCUUUUUAACAUAGAUUAAAGUCUCGUACGUAUGAUACUGAUACGCUUAAUAAUAUUCUGAUUCACUUAAUAUUUUACGCGUUAAUCUAUAAUAACUAUUAUUAUUAUUACUAUUAAGGUUUCAAUUUCACAUGCAUAAAUAUUUCUGUAUUUAUCUGCCUUGUGGUUUCUCAGUCUAUCUAUUAUUUUUUCUUUAAAUCUACUGUACUACUAUCAAUAAAUCUUUUAAUCAAGAUUAAUAUUUAUUUGUGAAAUUUACGGUUUGUCAGUUAUUUGACUUAAAUGAUUUAUUAUCUUUCUAAUUAUAGUUCAAUUUUCUAAAUAUUCUCAAGAAGUUAAGCACAAUAUAGACCUAGUGUCAUUAUAUUAGACUGAAUAACAUCAAAUGUUCUUUUCAUAAUUUGUUUCAACAGAACUACUCAAGUUCUUAAUACACCUUGUUUUCUUAGAUUCCAUUCCCCAAUCAAGCUAAGUUUCGCAUGUAUGAAAUAUAUCUCAUAGUAAAUUGAGUUCAAAACAUUAGAUUAAUCGCAUAUUUUAGGUAGUCGUUUUGAGAAUAAUCUUUAUAUCGUCGUAACCUCUACAUUACAAUUUCUAAUAUACAGAGUAUUGACCAAUGUAUUCCUUGUGCUGUAUAUAAAACUGUCGUUGUCAUUCUUGAUGAUAUUGAUGCUAGCAAGCAAUUUCAUUGUCCUUACAUGUAAUUUCAGUAAUUUGCUAUAACUCUACACUCUUCAUCGGUUAGCUGUUUUAGGGGACGUUUCGUAAGUAACCAAUAUCUGAAUCUAUACUGUCUAAUGGUCC
Messenger RNA from Schistosoma haematobium, 6757 nucleotides. It is a transcript of the gene MARK1, whose product is annotated as MAP microtubule affinity-regulating kinase 1. The record is from RefSeq and is a predicted model, not a curated record. Gene Ontology annotation, cellular component: cytoplasm. Gene Ontology annotation, biological process: protein phosphorylation; microtubule cytoskeleton organization; intracellular signal transduction. NCBI's taxonomy places the organism in Eukaryota, Metazoa, Platyhelminthes, Trematoda, Strigeidida, Schistosomatidae. The transcript has 4 exons. Gene Ontology annotation, molecular function: protein serine/threonine kinase activity; tau-protein kinase activity; ATP binding. The coding region runs from base 4132 to 5280 and encodes 382 amino acids.